AUGGACCAACUCCUCGAACAGGCGCGAUCCAUCUACGAGGGCGAAAUCGACUUCGAAGGCCAGAGACUCGCCGAAUACAUAACCUACGGCUUCCUCUCUGUAGUAGGAGUGAUUGCCUUCUUCGCCGGCUUCAUCACCCAGGAUAUCUACCAAACUCUCUACAUCGGUCUCGGUGGCACAGCACUUACCUUCCUGAUUGUGGUCCCGCAAUGGCCUUUCUUCAACAAGCACCCUCAGCCAUGGCUGCCUCCGCGAACAACGGCAGGAGCAUUACAGGGCAUCAAUAUUGAGGUGGAUGGGAAGAAAGUGAGCUAG
Fulvia fulva is the source of this 315-nucleotide messenger RNA. RefSeq names its product putative signal peptidase complex subunit 1. The transcript is spliced from 2 exons. Gene Ontology annotation, biological process: protein targeting to ER. Gene Ontology annotation, cellular component: signal peptidase complex; endoplasmic reticulum membrane. The record is from RefSeq and is a predicted model, not a curated record. Bases 1 to 315 code for a protein of 104 amino acids. Lineage: Eukaryota; Fungi; Ascomycota; Dothideomycetes; Mycosphaerellales; Mycosphaerellaceae.